This is a messenger RNA of Phoenix dactylifera (date palm), 712 nucleotides long. RefSeq names its product small ribosomal subunit protein eS25-like. The record is from RefSeq and is a predicted model, not a curated record. NCBI's taxonomy places the organism in Eukaryota, Viridiplantae, Streptophyta, Magnoliopsida, Arecales, Arecaceae.
AACGGCACACCGGCGAAACCCUAACGCUAGCCCCCGAAGUUAUAUCGACCUUCCAAAGAGCUCUUGGCUCAAAUUUUCUCUCUCGGGCGCGGCGGCUUCUCUUCCUCGCGGGGCCUCCAAUCCAGAAACCCUAGUAGAACUACUCACUGCGAGAUAUGGCGCCGAAGAAGGACAAGGCCCCGCCGCCGUCCUCAAAGCCCGCCAAGUCCGGUGGAGGAAAGCAGAAGAAGAAGAAAUGGAGCAAGGGAAAGCAGAAGGAGAAGGUGAACAACGCGGUUCUCUUCGAUCAGGCAAGCUAUGAUAAGAUGCUCUCCGAGGUUCCCAAGUACAAGCAGAUCACUCCCUCGGUGUUGUCCGAGAGAUUAAGGAUCAAUGGAUCACUAGCCAGAAGGGCUAUCAAGGAUUUAAUGGCCAGGGGUUCCAUCAGGAUGGUAUCAGCACAUGCCAGUCAGCAGAUCUACACAAGGGCAACCAAUACCUAAUAGGGUUCUAUCCUAGAUUAGUUACCUAGGAUGAGUACUUUCUGGUUUCCUUGGGUGGGUCUCUGGUUUCUUUUUCCUGGUGCAGAGUGAUUUAAUUUCGUGAUGCUUGUGUUAAGAGCAAAAAGAUUCUUCUUUAUUGAGUUAAAUUUUGUUCUAAGCUACUCUGACUAUGAUGCCUUUGGUAGUCAAACAUUUUCCUUUUCAGAUUUAAAGGCUGCAUGAAUUUACAA